This is a messenger RNA of Opisthorchis viverrini, 2376 nucleotides long. RefSeq lists its product as hypothetical. The transcript has 9 exons. NCBI's taxonomy places the organism in Eukaryota, Metazoa, Platyhelminthes, Trematoda, Opisthorchiida, Opisthorchiidae. The record is from RefSeq and is a predicted model, not a curated record. Bases 1 to 2376 code for a protein of 791 amino acids.
AUGUGCUGGUUACUUUCGACAAUGUAUACUACGAAUCAUUUCGAAGAUCCCACUGGAAAUGUUGCGUUCAAGAAGAGACCUGCAGCCGAGGGACGAUGGAUGGAACAACUCACGACUGGAGAUCCGUUAAGGCUAUUUGCACCGGAUCCCACUAAAUUCUUCCAUUACUACAUGGGCCUUGGGGGCGUCUACAACCUGAUAUCAACUAAGCUGUGUAUUCAAGAUAUCUGGAGUUUUGGCAAACAACGCUAUCCUUUGGAUGUACUCGCCAAAGGACUUAUGUUUAAGCGUGAGGGCGAAGCAAUCACUCUGUAUCCGACGAAGCCAGUCCAGCUUAUGAUAAUCGAUCGCGAAAUCCCUAACCUGCCCGCUCCUGUUUCGCCCAUUCUUAUAUCCGAGGUUGGGGCACACGGGACCCUGCUGCGCGAGGCUUUUGUAACUUCACUGCCACCAGAAGAAUCAAUCCCCGAAAAUUAUUACGUGGAAACCAAAAUGGCGAUUACGGGGAAGCAGAAACUGUUAUUUGUGCAGCCCAUAUGGAGGGAGUGGCGACACAGGGAUCACCACAAAGACGUUCUGUUGGGGAUAGUUCAAAACCGCACGGUGAUUGACCAGCUGCCCACCAACACAAAAUACGAUGGGUGGCGUCGGAGUUUAAGACAGUGGCUGGCAAACGGACAGCGUCCAUUCGCCGAUUUCGUACGAAUUGGAUCUCCCUACACAAAAGGUGACAUAAUCCUGAUGAAACGAACCGACACGUUCGAUGUGGAAAAGGUCUAUUCGCAGUUGGUUUUGGGUGAAAAUUCGGCAGUUGUCGGGUUUAUCCAUGGAAAUGGAGAUGAUAACCUUACACAGUUACUGGCUAGGUUGGAGACUGAGUACGCGGGGAACGCUAUAUGGACGCAUGAACAAGACAUAGACUUGCGAAUUAUGAUUCGAACUAUAGGUGCAAGAGGCAAUCCAACUCACCGUAAAGCGGUUCGAUUCAUUCAUGCGACGCAAUGCCACUUGCCAUAUCUGUCCCUUUCGAAAAACCCACAUACAGACACUGUUGCCUACAAUUGCAAUGUGAUAUUGCUGCAUCAGCUUGGCGAGAAUCGUACCACAAUUGAUGGACUAUACUACUCUUCCCUUGAUGUAGCGCCAGGAAUGAGACCAAGCAGCAUAACUGCGGGAGUCAAUGAGACAUUUUAUGUUCACACCUACGGAGAAUAUGUAGCCCCAUGCUACUUCAGACAACGCCAUCCUUGGGAUGUACUCGCCAAAGGACUUAUGUCCAAGCGUAAGGGCGAAGUAAUCACUAUGCAUCCGACGAAACCAGCCCAGCUAAUCAUAAUCGGUCGCGAAAACCCAAAUCAGCCCGCUCCUUUUGCGCUUAUUCUUAUGUCCGAGGUUGAGGCAUUCGGAACUCUGCUGCGCGAGGUGUUUGUAACUUCAAUGUCACCAGAAGGACCAAUCCCCGAAAAUUAUUACAUGGAAACCAAAAUGGCGAUUACGGGGAAGCAGAAACUGUUAUUUGUGCAGCCCAUAUGGAGGGAGUGGCGACACAGGGAUCACCACAAAGACGUUCUGUUGGGGAUAGUUCAAAACCGCACGGUGAUUGACCAGCUGCCCACCAACACAAAAUACGAUGGGUGGCGUCGGAGUUUAAGACAGUGGCUGGCAAACGGACAGCGUCCAUUCGCCGAUUUCGUACGAAUUGGAUCUCCCUACACAAAAGGUGACAUAAUCCUGAUGAAACGAACCGACACGUUCGAUGUGGAAAAGGUCUAUUCGCAGUUGGUUUUGGGUGAAAAUUCGGCAGUUGUCGGGUUUAUCCAUGGAAAUGGAGAUGAUAACCUUACACAGUUACUGGCUAGGUUGGAGACUGAGUACGCGGGGAACGCUAUAUGGACGCAUGAACAAGACAUAGACUUGCGAAUUAUGAUUCGAACUAUAGGUGCAAGAGGCAAUCCAACUCACCGUAAAGCGGUUCGAUUCAUUCAUGCGACGCAAUGCCACUUGCCAUAUCUGUCCCUUUCGAAAAACCCACAUAUAGACACUGUUGCCUACAAUUGCAAUGUGAUAUUGCUGCAUCAGCUUGGCGAGAAUCGUACCACAAUUGAUGGACUAUACUACUCUUCCCUUGAUGUAGCGCCAGGAAUGAGACCAAGCAGCAUAACUGUAUCAAUCCGCGCUCCAGAUUCUUUGACGCAACCGUCUAGGCCAAGCCGGGACAGGGUUUUACAUGGACAAUACUUGAAACCAGAGAUCUCACACGUCAUGACCAAUAUGUUCGUGUUAACUGCCAAACGGUUGGAAUUGAACACCACACCAGCCUACUGUCACCACUGCAAAACCGCUCAGUGUGCAAGUUUAAAUGUGCGGUCUGCAUAG